UGUUUUGGAAAGCAGGCGAUUUUCUCACCGUUGGAUCGUACGUUGAUAUCGGUGAAAUUUGGUCGUGGGCUUUUCCUCUCUCUCUUGGGUCGGACAGCCAUUUGCAUCUCCUUCUCUCGUCACCCUCUCCCAUUCUCCCGUCCCAGCCUCUCAUCUGCAGCACGAUGCCGCCCCCGCCCCUGCUGCGGGCUCGUCGCCGCAGCCCCUCCUACACCCUUGCGCCAUCCCCAGCCCCUUAUACUAUGUUGCGCCGCCACGCGCUUGCCGCCGCCGCCCCUGCUGCGACUAGCUGCGCCCCUCCUGCUCCUCCUGUACGCCUCUCCGGCCUCCGCCGUCGACGCCCUUGCUGCUACCCUGCCGCCGAGCACUCGAGGCUUCUCUGCCCCUCCUGCUCCCCCGCAGCCGAGCACUCGAGGCUUCGAUGCGAGUUUAUAGGGGGCAGCGAUGUUCGAUCUGACCGGAAUGAUUGUAGUGUGCAUUCAGACUCUGAUUACUGUCCUUUUGGGGAUGAGGGUGAACAGGCUGCUGCUAAUGCGGGCGGACCCGCGGCCUGUGAUUUUGAUGGUUAUUCAUCCGAAGAUUAUUCAGAGACCGACUUGAUCAUUGACAAUAUUAGCGAUCUGGGAAAAGGAUCUCAUGGCCAAUCUGAAGGCCCGCUGCAAGUUGUCGAUUUAGAUGGCCUCAAUAACCAAGAGAACAUCAACGUUUGUCCCUUUAUUCAUUACGUUCUCUGUUCAAGUUGCUAUGUUUUUUUCCAAAUUAAGUUGAUGUCUUCUAUUGAACUGCAAUUGUUCAUUCGUCAAAUUGCAAUUGCACUGCCACUUAAAUUAAAUUGCACCCCUUUCUAAAAUAUAUUGCAUUACAUCUACUGUUGUAAUUAACAAUCUUGUUGAAAGCAAAAUCUGAUCCCUUGCACCUUUCUUAUCAUUUUUCUCAUUAUCAGAUGUUUUCUGCAGACAGAGGCCCAGGGCCUUCCCUUCUUUUCAGAAAAAAGAUGUUUUCUGCGAAUCUCACCUUUUGUAUUCAUAAGUGAAAGGCAAAAGCAAUGUGGAUGGAAUUGCACUGCAUUUAAAUUUCAGCUGCAUUGUUCAUACUUCAGUAAUUAGAAGUUUUGCAGAGUGGAAUUGCAAAUGAUUUAGCUUAAGUUAUUUUUCUCUACUUUUGUUUUGUCGGUAGGUCCUUAAGUAGAGUUAGAAAGUUGAAUGUCACAAAGUUUAUGUGUUCUGAUAUUCAAAUUUUAUUCUUUAGAAUCUGAAACUUAUGAAAAUAAGAUAUGAAACUUUGAUCUAGCUGUUUUAUUGUGGAUGGAAAAUAUCAUUAUUGCAAUUGCAUAAGGUUUCUGUUUCAAUUGCACUAUGCUUAAUUUUGCAAUUGCAUGUACUAAUGUCCUUGUUCCAAUUGUACUUGUACAAAAUUUGAAUUCUGCUAUCGAUCUGCUAUAUGGGAUUGUUUUCUUUAAGAUUUUUAUGAUCGCUACCCUUUUCAAUCUGUUCUUGUGGCUGUUACAUGUUGGCAUAUUUGGGAGGCUCGUAAGGAGGACAAGAAUUCUAUUUCUCUAACUUGCCGUACAGCUACAGUGUGAAAAAAUCAGUCUUAUGAGGAGAUGAUUCAAGAGCAUGUUUUGAAGCCUUGUCAGUCACCAAGGUGUGCAGUUCCAAGAGUUGUUCAGAUGUGGACUCCACAGCUGGCUGGUAAGGUUUUCUUUAAUGUUGAUGUUGUAGUCUUCUCCGCCAACUCGAGUUCGGACAUUGGUGUAAUGGUACGAGAACAUCUGGGACACAGACUCAUGCCAUGCCGUCAGUCUUUUCAAGAUUCUACCUCAGCAGAAUUAGCUGAAGCACAGGCUCUUCGAUGUGCUACGGUUCUAGCUCGAGAAGAGAAUUUCCACAAUAUUCUGGUGCAGAUUAUCUGUUCCUAGUUUGGAAGGUAAAUGCUCCGGGUAGAGAUUGUUCUUCCAUUGGUCCUAUUGUUGCUGACAUUAAAUUUCUAGUGCUAUGUGUAUUUUCUGUUUCUUUUGUUCAUGUAAGCCGUUGUGCUAAUGAGGUGGCUCAUAUGUUGGCUGACUCGAGUGACUUCGCUGCUUAUUCUGUCUUUUGGCACUGCGUCCCUGGUUGCAUCCAGGAUGUUGUAAACAGUGAAUGCUUCUCUAUUUGAAUAAAUGAGCCAGCCUUCUCUCUCUC
Messenger RNA from Brachypodium distachyon (stiff brome), 2180 nucleotides. RefSeq lists its product as uncharacterized. The record is from RefSeq and is a predicted model, not a curated record. Bases 165 to 848 code for a protein of 227 amino acids. Lineage: Eukaryota; Viridiplantae; Streptophyta; Magnoliopsida; Poales; Poaceae. The transcript is spliced from 4 exons.